GCUGGUGAAAAUGCACAGCUGGAGGUGGUAACUGUGUAGAAAAAAAUGGUGUUUUGUAGCUGAUCAUAGGCUCUAUCGAAGAGUGCUGCGGUGCUAUUUGUAUCUGUUGUAGUUUAUGCAUAAAUAAUUAGGAGGCAUUACUUUUGGAGCAAACUGUGUAUUCCUCAGACACUGAAGGUGCUGAAAAGCAAAUAAGAGCGCAUGCUUGCCUCCUUGUCAGCCAUCCCACAGUACACAGCUUGUUACACUGCUGGUGAAUGCUAAUCUCAAAUUUGGAUUGGGUUCUCACUAAUUGAUCUGCUCCCAGGAAAUCACUGCUGUGCUGUCGCUGGUUGCUGGCUGCCCCUGCUCUGCUGUGUUUGUGUGCUCCUCAGGUAUUCUCUCCGUGAAGCAGUGGUUACAUGGGCUUCAGGGCUGCCUUUCCAACCCCUCCUGCAAGAGGAGAGCACAGGUUGCUGCCGGGACCUGCUGUGACUCUGUGGCUUUAUACCUGCAGGUCUCAGACCAUCACAUGCCAUCCACCUAUCAGGACAAUGAAUGAAUCCAAGAGCUGCAGUCUCACAGACAUAGAGGUGAAUCCCCACGUCCAUCUCACUGAAUUUUCUCUAUAUAUCCUCACUUUCUUUUUUGGAGUGAUUUUUAAUGUCCUCGCCCUGUGGGUGUUCUUCUGCAAAAUAAAGAAGUGGACAGAAACCAGGGUGUACGCCAUCAACUUGGUCUUUGCCGAUUUCUUUGUCAUCUGCACCUUGCCUUUCAUGGCAUAUUUGAUCUGGAAAAAGUCAGUUCGAAAUGAACUCUGCCAGUUUAUAGAGGCAAUGUACUUCAUCAACAUGGUAGUGAGCAUCUACAUCAUUUCAUUUAUCUCCAUCGAUCGGUACCUGGGCAUAAAGCACCCCCUGAAAGCUCGGGCCUUCAGGUCUCCAUCCAAAGCUGCUCUUCUCUGUGGGCUCCUGUGGCUUGCUGUCACCACUGCAACCAUCUUAAAACUUCAGCAGAGAUAUGCUGACUUCUGCUUUCAGUACGAUGCCAGCACUCCCACCGCUCUGAUACUGCUUUCCAUGUUCUUCAUUUUCACUCUUCCAUUAGCAACCUUGACCUUUUGUUCCAUAGAAAUCAUCAGAAACCUUAGGAGACAGCUGAAGACAAACUCACCGGAGAAGAAGUCAAUCCAGAAAGCUCUUUAUAUCAUUUAUGCCAAUCUGAUUGUGUUUCUGCUAUGUUUUCUGCCAUCCCACCUCCUGCUCAUUGCCAGGCUCAUAACGAAUCACACUGAAACUACCUGUUCCCUGAACCACUUUUUGAAGAACUUCUCGUCCAUGACGCGGUGCAUUGCCACGUCCAACUGCUGCCUGGACUGUGUCUGCUACUACUUUGUGACCAAGGAGUUCCAGGAAGCCAUCCUGCUGCCCAAGUCCAGCGCUGCCAGAACAAUGCAAACCCAUUCUGUGCAGACACACGUUUGCUAAAAAAAGGAGAAACUAAACAAAACGAAACCACAAUGAAACCAACAAAUUCUACCAUGUCAAGAGGAGAUAUGGCUGCGCUGUCAUGGGGAUAACCAUCCCCCUUUCACUCCAAGGAGAGCUUUGUUACGUGUAUCAUUGUUAAGCUGUAAUUUCUACCCUGUGUUUCUGUUAAGCUGAUAAAACAUUUUAC
Lagopus leucura (white-tailed ptarmigan) is the source of this 1656-nucleotide messenger RNA. Its product is annotated as G-protein coupled receptor 35-like. Bases 402 to 1466 code for a protein of 354 amino acids. NCBI's taxonomy places the organism in Eukaryota, Metazoa, Chordata, Aves, Galliformes, Phasianidae. Gene Ontology annotation, biological process: positive regulation of Rho protein signal transduction; phospholipase C-activating G protein-coupled receptor signaling pathway. Gene Ontology annotation, cellular component: membrane. The transcript is spliced from 3 exons. The record is from RefSeq and is a predicted model, not a curated record. Gene Ontology annotation, molecular function: G protein-coupled receptor activity.